UUAUUUCUUCUGCGAAGUAGGCGUUUUAGGGUUCUGGAGGACUCAGAAGUUCUGCUUUGCAUUCGAAGGUCAUGGCGGUCGCCGUACCACAACCGGAGGUGAAGCUUUUCAAUCGAUGGUCGUUUGAAGAGGUUCAGGUUUGUGAUAUUUCUUUGGUGGAUUACAUUGCUGUCAACUCAACCAAGCAUGCCACUUAUGUACCACACACAGCAGGAAGGUACUCAGUCAAAAGAUUCAGGAAGGCCCAGUGCCCCAUUGUGGAGAGGCUGACCAAUUCUCUGAUGAUGCAUGGACGAAACAACGGGAAGAAACUAAUGGCUGUCCGAAUUAUCAAGCAUGCUAUGGAAAUCAUCCAUCUCCUUACAGAUUUAAACCCUAUCCAAGUAAUUGUUGAUGCAGUUAUCAACAGUGGGCCAAGAGAAGAUGCUACUCGAAUUGGUUCAGCUGGUGUGGUGCGGCGUCAGGCUGUUGAUAUCUCUCCUCUGAGGCGUGUUAACCAAGCAAUAUAUCUUCUUACAACGGGUGCUCGUGAGAGUGCUUUUAGGAAUAUCAAGACCAUUGCAGAAUGCUUGGCAGAUGAGCUAAUCAAUGCGGCCAAGGGAUCAUCCAACAGUUAUGCAAUCAAGAAGAAGGACGAGAUUGAGCGAGUUGCCAAGGCCAACCGUUGAGAGGCAUUUUCUUUUUUUUUUUUCUGCAUCCUUUUUUAGUGACACUAUUAUACAUGGAUUGCUCCCAGUUCUGUGGUAGUAAGUUUUGUUGC
This is a messenger RNA of Telopea speciosissima, 760 nucleotides long. Its product is annotated as 40S ribosomal protein S5-like. Gene Ontology annotation, biological process: translation; ribosomal small subunit assembly. Gene Ontology annotation, molecular function: mRNA binding; rRNA binding; structural constituent of ribosome. NCBI's taxonomy places the organism in Eukaryota, Viridiplantae, Streptophyta, Magnoliopsida, Proteales, Proteaceae. Gene Ontology annotation, cellular component: cytosolic small ribosomal subunit; ribosome. The transcript has 4 exons. The record is from RefSeq and is a predicted model, not a curated record. The coding region runs from base 72 to 668 and encodes 198 amino acids.